AUCCUGCAAUGAAUCGAGCCUCGUUCUGUAAUGCUGGUCGCGUUCAGUUCGGGUGCGCCAGGGACGUAGAGUGCGGCCCAAUACUAUUGUAUUAUUAAUGCGGAUAGAACAUGUCGCAUUGUGACAGCUAUUGAUAUUAGAACGAGAACAGUCGUGGUGUAGCUUAUUUAGACCUACCAAGGAGGAAGUGCAGAGAAUAAUUGCAUUUAAAACAUCAUUAUAUCAAGAUGGCGCAAAAAGAACAAAUCAAGCUGUCUGACGAACAAGUUGCAGAAUUCAGAGAGGCCUUCAACUUGUUUGACAAAGAUGGUGAUGGAAGUAUAACAACGACAGAACUGGGUACAGUCAUGCGCAGUCUGGGCCAGAAUCCCACCGAGAGCGAAUUGCAGGACAUGAUCAACGAAGUCGAUUACGACGAGAGUGGGACGAUUGAUUUUGAGGAAUUUCUUCAAAUGAUGGCUCGCAAAAUGAGGGACACAGACACAAAAGAGGAAUUGAAGGAAGCCUUCAAGGUAUUCGACAAAGAUGGCAACGGAUUCAUUAGCGCUUCUGAAUUACGUCAUGUGAUGAAGAGCCUGGGAGAACGACUUACAGACGAAGAAGUUGACGAGAUGAUUCGAGAGGCAGAUCAAGAUGGUGAUGGACAGGUUAACUACGACGAGUUUGUCAACAUGAUGGCAUCUGGAAAGAAAGACUCUUAGAAUUUCACAAGGAGAGUGAUAUUUGAAUGAGUGCAAAUAGAACUGAUUUUUAUUAGACUAACGAACUUUAAAUCAUAGUUGAAAAUGGAUGUUGACUGAAAUUAUAUACCGGUACACAACUAUCUGUUGGGCUGUACUAUCAAAUCAAUAAUUGUGCGAGUGAAUGCGAUUUAGUUUCAUAUUUUCAAUUUUGUGAACAUAAUGCUCAAACUGCUGGUUUCGUGAACAUUGAUCGUAGAUAGGCUUCUGUUUUUUGGUGUGCUCAUGUUUCAAAAGUGUUGUCAUUGUUCAACGGUUUUUUUGUAAGUUUUCAAAGCGUUCACGUAGAUUGUCUAUCUGUCAUUAAUGGAAAGAAAAUGACAAAAUCAUUAAUUAUUCACUGGGAAAAAACGCAGUGAUAAAAGCAUUUCGUGUUUUCCACUGCUAACUGAUACUUGGCAAUAACUCAGCAAUCACAGCCAUCCAAGCCAUUGAUUAGAUUUAUUUCCAUUAUCUUACGUAUUUGUUUCGAAUAUUUCAUUGCUUUCACUCAUGCUUUAAAGUACUGUACAUACUAUUAAACUUUUCUAUUUCUAGCACAAAGUAUCGAAACAAUGAUGUAUACAUAUAUUCUUUACCAAAUGUGCUAUUCCAAUAAACAAUAAACUAGA
Molecule: messenger RNA, 1351 nt
Organism: Ostrea edulis (European flat oyster)
Lineage: Eukaryota; Metazoa; Mollusca; Bivalvia; Ostreida; Ostreidae
Product: calmodulin-A-like
Exons: 5
Coding region: 228-701 (157 amino acids)
Molecular function (GO): enzyme regulator activity; calcium ion binding
Source: RefSeq, a predicted model, not a curated record